Molecule: messenger RNA, 2211 nt
Organism: Cynara cardunculus var. scolymus (artichoke)
Lineage: Eukaryota; Viridiplantae; Streptophyta; Magnoliopsida; Asterales; Asteraceae
Product: leucine-rich repeat extensin-like protein 3
Exons: 2
Coding region: 267-1856 (529 amino acids)
Molecular function (GO): protein binding
Source: RefSeq, a predicted model, not a curated record
CUUUUUGUCAUUGAUACGGGGGAGGGGAGGAAGGAAUAUUGAUGACUUGGUACCGGAGUUCCGCCGGCCUCCGACGCUCCGUCGUAUUCAAUGAGUAUAAAUUCACGUUCGGAGGGUCAUUGUUUAGAGAGAGAAAAUCUGAGCUGUGAUUUAGCUGUCCUCAUUCUCCGUUCACACCAACUCCCAAAAUCCCUAGAAAAACCCUCCGUCCUCCAUUUUUCUCUCUCAUCAUUCCACCCAUUGAUUUAGAUGUCUGGUUUCUUCAGAUGAAGAACAUUAAAACCCUUCUCCUGCUGCUGCUGCUUUCCGUCUCCACUGCUUCUGUUUUUUGCUUUUCCGGACCACUCACCGACGAUCAGGUCAUUUACAUUCGUCGCCGGCAGCUUCUGUACUACCGGGAUGAGUUUGGUGACAGAGGCGAGAAUGUAAGUGUCGACGCCUCGCUUGUCUUUGAAAACCCUAGGUUGAGAAAUGCCUACGUUGCUUUGCAAGCUUGGAAGCAGGCUAUACUCUCAGAUCCACAAAAUCUCACCGUUGACUGGGUGGGAUCCGCUGUCUGCGACUACACGGGUGUAUUCUGUGCUCCCGCUCCUGAUAAUAGCUCUGAGAGAACCGUCGCCGGAAUUGACCUUAAUCACGGCGACAUCGCUGGGUACUUGCCGGAGGAGCUUGGGUUGCUUGAGGAUCUUGCAUUGUUUCAUAUUAAUUCGAAUCGAUUCUGUGGAACUGUUCCGAAGAAGUUUCGUCACUUGAAGAUACUCUUCGAACUCGAUCUCAGCAACAACAGGUUCGCCGGAAAAUUCCCUUACGUUGUUCUUAAAUUACCGAAAUUAAGGUUUUUAGAUCUCCGGUUCAAUGAGUUUGAAGGUGGUGUUCCUAAAGAACUAUUCGAUAAGGACUUGGACGCCGUUUUUAUAAAUCAUAACCGGUUCGUCUUUGAAUUGCCGGAUAAUUUUGGCAAUUCGCCGGUGUCGGUGAUUGUUUUAGGGAACAAUCGGUUUCACGGUUGUCUUCCGGCAAGUAUCGGGAACAUGUCGGAUACCUUGAAUGAAAUUAUCAUGAUGAACAAUGGAUUGAGGUCAUGUGUGCCGGAAGAAAUUGGUUUGUUGAAUCAAGUGACGGUGUUUGACGUGAGCUUUAAUCAGUUAAUGGGGCCGUUGCCGGAGAGUAUAUCCGGCAUGGUGAGUUUGGAGCAGUUGAAUGUGGCUCAUAAUUUCUUGUCCGGAAGUAUACCGGAGAGUAUUUGUAGGUUGCCGAGGUUGGAGAAUUUUACUUAUUCCGAUAAUUUCUUCACCGGUGAACCGCCUGUGUGUUUGAAUUUGGAGGCGUUUGAUGAUCGGAGAAAUUGUUUGCCGGCGAGGCCGGUACAAAGGUCUGAUAAGCAGUGCAAGACGUUUGGGUCUAAGAGGAUACAUUGUAGUGCAUUUAAUUGUGCUUCAUUCGUUCCCCCCUUGCCUCCACCUCCACCACCUCCCCCACCCCCAUCACCACCUCCUCCGCCGCCUCCACCAUCACCUCCACCACCCGUUUAUUCCUCUCCCCCACCUCCACCACCAGUUUACUCACCUCCCCCACCUCCACCUUCACCACCCCCUAUUGAAAAUUCACCUCCUCCACCUCCAAUUAUUUACCUGCCACCACCACCACCACCGCCUGUGAUAUAUUCAUCACCUCCUCCACCUCCAAUUUACUCUUCUCCACCACCCCCAGUGGACCAUCCAUCUCCACCUCCACUAUCACCACCACCACCAAUCAUAUACAAUAGCCCACCACCACCAGCUCCAGUAUACGAGGGUCCAUUACCUCCGGUGAUUGGCGUUUCAUACACGUCUCCUCCACCUCCACCUAUCUAUUGAUUGAUUCAUGAAAUUUCAGUUGCAUUCUGAAACAACAGCCACAAUAAUACAGCCAUCUGUUUGGUGAUGAAGAAAUUCUUCAGCAUGAUGAGAAAGGUUAUAGGAAAAAGAAGAUCUCAGAGAAUUGAUGACAGAAAUAAGUAAAAUCUGAAAAACAAAAUGUAGGUUGCAGAAUGUAUAGAGAACAUCCAUAGAAGCCAUUGAUGAGUUAUUUCUUAUGCUGGUUUGUGGGUUUCUAGUUUUAUUAUUUCAUUUCAUACUUUUUUCUAAUAUAUUAUUAUAAUAUAUUGAAUCAACGACAUUUUACUUGUACUUUCUCUCUCCAUCUUCAUAUUUCUUAUCAUCCCUUUUUCUA